AUGUCCACUCAAGCUGUCAUGGCCCCUGCGCCUGGGCCGCAGAAAAUCGAGAAGAAGCCCGUCAAGUUCAGCAACCUGCUCCUCGGUGCUGGUCUCAACUUGUUUGAGGUCACCACCCUUGGACAGCCUCUAGAAGUGGUCAAGACGACCAUGGCCGCCCACCGAUCAGACACAUUCGCCGGUGCCAUGACGCGGAUAUGGGGUCGCGGUGGUGUCUUUGGCUUCUACCAAGGUCUCAUCCCAUGGGCCUGGAUCGAAGCCUCCACCAAAGGCGCCGUCCUCCUGUUCGUGGCCUCUGAGGCCGAGUACUACGCGAAGACCUUCGGCGCCGGCAACUUCGUGGCCGGGAUCACGGGCGGUAUGGUCGGCGGGUUGGCCCAAGCCUACGCGACCAUGGGGUUCUGCACAUGCAUGAAGACCGUGGAGAUCACACAGCACAAGAUGGCCGCGCAGGGCAUCAAGCCUCCCUCGACGUUCACCACCUUUGCCGACAUCUACAGAAAAGAAGGCAUCCGGGGGAUCAACAAGGGCGUCAACGCCGUCGCCAUCCGUCAGGUCACCAACUGGGGAUCCCGGUUCGGUCUCUCUAGACUGGCAGAGCAGGGGAUCCGGAAAGUCACGGGCAAAGAGAACGGCGAGAAGAUGAGCGCAUUCGAAAAGAUUCUUGCCAGCGGUCUGGGCGGUGGUCUCUCCGCCUGGAACCAGCCCAUCGAGGUCAUCCGUGUCGAGAUGCAGAGCAAGUCGGCGGAUCCCAACCGGCCGAAGAACUUGACCGUGGGCAAGACGUUAAACUACAUCUACAGCAACAACGGGAUCAAGGGUCUAUAUCGUGGCGUCGCUCCUCGUAUAGGUCUUGGUGUUUGGCAGACCAUUUGCAUGGUUGCGUUGGGUGAUAUUGCAAAGGAGGCCGUUGAGAAACUCACCGGUGAGAAAGUCACCGCGAAGCACUAG
This is a messenger RNA of Cladophialophora yegresii CBS 114405, 951 nucleotides long. RefSeq names its product mitochondrial DNA replication protein YHM2. The coding region runs from base 1 to 951 and encodes 316 amino acids. NCBI's taxonomy places the organism in Eukaryota, Fungi, Ascomycota, Eurotiomycetes, Chaetothyriales, Herpotrichiellaceae. The record is from RefSeq and is a predicted model, not a curated record. The transcript has 3 exons. Gene Ontology annotation, biological process: mitochondrial citrate transmembrane transport; alpha-ketoglutarate transport. Gene Ontology annotation, cellular component: mitochondrion. Gene Ontology annotation, molecular function: tricarboxylate secondary active transmembrane transporter activity.